Messenger RNA from Cetraspora pellucida, 1270 nucleotides. Lineage: Eukaryota; Fungi; Glomeromycota; Glomeromycetes; Diversisporales; Gigasporaceae. The record is from the annotation of a GenBank genome assembly.
AUGUCCAAUAAAGUUAUUAUAACAUCUGUAAAGGUUGUGGGUGAAAGAGAAGGUUUGGUAGAUUUUUGUGGGCAAGUUAUAGUACAAACGUCUAACGAAGAUGCAAUUGUGACAAUAGAAUAUACUACUGAACCUUGGAUUACCGAUAAUAGUGUAAUUGCUAAACGAUUACAAACCCUUUCUAAUGAACAAAUCUUAUAUAAUUUUGAAUUUUCAAUCGUUAAAAUUUCUAACUUACCUUUACACCUAAAAUUCCGUGCUCGAUGUGAUAUUGCAAAUUCUAGUUUUUGGACUAAUUAUAAUUAUGAAUAUUUAUACAAUGAGGGCAUUCCUAAAGAGAUUAUUUUUCAUGAAGAAGAAUUAAAAAAGGAAUGUACUAUAUGCACAGAAGAUGUUGGCAUAAAAAUCUUUUUAAAUGUUACAGACCAAUGUAGCCACAAUAGUAAUAUAUGUAGUGAAUGCGUAAGAAAAUAUAUAAAGCACGAAAUUGAAAAUAAUAGAAAAUUUAAAAUUUCAUGCCCGGCGGCCGGAUGCGACAAAAUAUUAAGUGAGGAAAAUAUAAAGAGAUUUGCAAGUGAAGAAAUAUUCGAACGAUAUGAACAAUCCAUACUAAGUUCUGCAUCAUCGCAAAUUCCUACAUUCCAAUCAUGCCUAAACCCAAAUUGUGAAUCAGAGCGGGACCACUAUAAUGGAGACAAGGUUCCAAUAAUGACUUGUAAUUCAUGUGGACAAAAAUCGGAUAAAGAGCAUAGACAACAGGAAGAAGAAUUCAGAGGACAAGAUAAGGAACGCAGGCGAAGAGAGAAAGAUGAACAUAAACGACAGAAAGAAGAUGAAAAAAGAUUAACAAAACUUCAGAAGGAUGAAGAAAAAAGAUUAUCGAAACUUCAGAAGGAUGAAGAAAAAAGAUUAUCAAAACUUCAAAAGGAUGAAGACAAAAGAUUGUCAAAACUUCAGAAAUAUGAAGACAAAAGAUUAUCAAAACUUCAGAAGGAUGAAGGCAAAAGAUUAUCAAAACUUCAGAAGGAUGAAGAAAAAAGAUUAUCAAAACUUCAGAAGGAUGAACAAAAAACACUUCAAAAUGAGUCCGAGUCAUACGUGAAUCAACUAAAAUUAUGCCCAAAGUGUAUGAGUAAGGUUGAAAAAAAUGAUGGAGAUGGUCAUGCGACGUGUAAAAGACUUGGAUGUGGAUAUGAAUUUUGCUGGGUCUGUAUGGCUGAUUUUAAUCAAAUACGAACCCAAGGAAAUAAAGGACAUAAUACCGAUUGCA